Molecule: messenger RNA, 1948 nt
Organism: Panonychus citri (citrus red mite)
Lineage: Eukaryota; Metazoa; Arthropoda; Arachnida; Trombidiformes; Tetranychidae
Product: beta-1,3-galactosyltransferase brn-like
Exons: 1
Coding region: 278-1537 (419 amino acids)
Cellular component (GO): membrane
Molecular function (GO): hexosyltransferase activity; UDP-glycosyltransferase activity
Source: RefSeq, a predicted model, not a curated record
CUCAAGGUUAUCCGAAUGGGAGAGAAAAUGAUUCACCAUUUGAAUGGAAAACAACAUGACACUCACAACAAUGAAUUCCAAUCUCAGUGUUUUCUUUUAAUUCUCUUCAUCCCGAUUAAGAUAAUCAUCUAAUCAUCAACUAUGAAUCUCUUAAUGAACAAUUAAUUCCAGUGAUCAUUGUAAUUAUGAUUAGAUUGGUUCAACAAUUUUCUAAAAUUAAAGUGAUCAAAUUUGUUUCUCUUUCUCAACAACAACAACAACAAAUCUCAAAGUGAAAAUGAGGUAUAGAAGAUUAACUCAACGACGAUUAUGUUUAAUUGCUGGUUUAAGUUUAUUAUUUAUUAUCUCUUAUGAAGGUGGAUUGUUUGUUCAUCUAUUUGAAUUGGGUAUUACAACAUUUAACUAUCCAUUGAUGGUGAACAAUUUACAGGAGAUCAUUGAUUCACAUUUAAAUGGUGGUGAUCCAAAUAGUCUUGCUUUUAAAGGUCAAUCAGUGAAACCAAUCAAUGGUUAUAAUUUUAGCUUUUUAAUUGCUAACGAGGAUAAAUGCCGAUCAUUAGGUAAUGGUGGAGAUGGAGAUGAUACCGCUGGUGAAGAUGAUGAUGGUGAAGGUGGUUAUGGUAAUAAUGGUGAGACUGAGAAUGGUAACCCUGAGGCGAUAAAUGGUUUGAUUAACAAAGACAAUAGACUGAAAAGAACCAAAUCAAUUUAUGAGAAAAUUACUCUGGUGUUUAUGAUUAAAAGUGCUCUUGGUAAUCGUGAUUCUCGUGAUGCGAUUAGGCAAACAUGGGGACGAGAGGACAGAUUUUCGGAUGUCCCUUUGAGACGGAUCUUUGUUGUCGGUAAUUGUGAAGGAUCAGCUACACCCGAAUCAGCUGAUGAAUGUGAUAAAUUGAUUGGUAAUGAAUCGAGGGAAUUUGGUGACCUGGUACAAGCCGAUUUUAUUGACACUUAUUUUAACAAUACGAUUAAAACAAUGAUGGCAAUGAAAUGGGUUGUAACUAAUUGUCCACGAACAUCAUUUGUCCUCUUUGUAGAUGACGAUUUUUACAUAUCACCAAGAAAUUUGCUACGAUUUGUCCGUCGACCAUUUUAUGAUCCAGAUGAUCUAGAAUCAAGGCAUUCGAUUCCGUCCCGAUUUAUACCCAAAGAUGGUCGACUCUAUGCUGGAUUCGUUUUCGGUAAAUCGGCACCAAUGCGACAUAAACUGUCCAAAUGGUACAUUUCCCUUGAAGAUUAUCCAUAUGCAAGGUAUCCACCCUAUGUGACCGCUGGAGCUUUUGUUUUGUCCAUUCGAACGGUCAAGGAAAUGUACUAUGCGAGUUUAUAUACGAAACAUUUUAAAUUUGAUGACAUUUAUGUCGGAAUUUUGGCCAAAAAGUUGAACCUCGAACCUUUUCACAAUAAAAACUUCCAUUAUUGGAGGAAAAGUUAUGACCCCUUAGGCUAUGGACGAGUAAUCGCUUCUCAUGGAUUCAAUGAUCAAAGUGAAUUGAUUAAAGUUUUCCUGGAACAGAAAAGUCUAGGACAUGCUUAAUUGUGUGAGAACAAUCAAAAAAGGAUAAACAUAUACAAUAUUGUACAAACAUUUUAAAUCAAUGGGUUUCCAAUCAACAUCAACAGUAAUUUAAAUCCACUAAUGAUUUCAAGACAUUUUCCAAAAUAAUCAAUACUCAUCAAAUUGAUUAGAAUCAAUUUCUAGUUAACACUCAAUGUUAAUUAAAAUCUCUGUUUUCAUAAUAUUUAUGAACCUUAGACCAUCAAACAAUCAACUCAAUUAACUGGAAACAUUUGAUUUUCCUAUCAAGAUCUGUUUCCUCUUUGCUUAAUAAAAUCUUUGUAAAUUAUUAAUAGAAACAAUUAACAUGUAAAAAUAGUUAAUUUUGGUACCGAAACAAUUGUAAAUUUUGAAACCACAAACGACAAAUAUAAUUGUGAUUGUAUGAAA